Molecule: messenger RNA, 1121 nt
Organism: Hevea brasiliensis (rubber tree)
Lineage: Eukaryota; Viridiplantae; Streptophyta; Magnoliopsida; Malpighiales; Euphorbiaceae
Exons: 2
Coding region: 452-865 (137 amino acids)
Source: RefSeq, a predicted model, not a curated record
UACAGGGAAACUACAUACCGCACAGAGAGUACACCUUACAGAGUCACAAAAGCCAAUCAACAUAUAUCUCUUCACGCUUCUCUUAGCUGCUUCCCUCUCUCCUUUAUCUUUCUUUCUGUCUCUCUCUGUGUGUGGGUUUCAUUUGGCCAUUUUUUUGGGGGGCCACAACUCUACUACCCUGUGUAAAUCCUUAAUAUCUUCGAAUUUCAAUGUUUCUUGAUCUGGGUAUCAAGUGUCCCUUCUUCAGAUCAUUGUUUUAGCCUUCAAAAAUCUUUACUUUUGUUUAUUAGCCGCGAAGAACCAAGCUGGGUCUUGGUAUUUUUUAAGUUUUAUUUGUUUUCUUAACAGAUUCAAAGUAAUGGGUCUCUUGUUGAGGAUGCAAAUAAGCUUUUACCAAAACCAGAAUGAUUCUUUGUCCAUAUGAGUAUUUCUUUCACGGGAUUUUAAAAUUAUGGGUAGAGGUAGAGGAAAGGCGAAAAAGUUGAAUGUCAGCAAUCAUGAUGAUCCUGGAAGUGGUGAGGAAGAGAAAAUUCCAGCACAGAAAAGAAGGGGAAGGCCUCAAAAACCACUGAAAGAUGAUGUUGAUGAAGAGGAAGUUGAAAAAAUAGAGGAGGAAGAUGGAGAGAAUGGAAAAACAGGCAUUACAAGCAAAGAGACAAAAAGUCCAAUAGCAGCAGAAAAUGGGAAGAAGAGGAAGCGAUACUCACAGGCAAAGGAGAAAGCUGAUUCAGUGAAGGAAGAAAAUGGUAUUGCAACCAGAUCAAUAACUGAUGACUCAACUAAAUCUAAUGGAUUCCGACAUAACGGAAGCAGGCGGAAAAACAAGCCUCGUCGAGCUGCUGAGGCAGGUGUUGAAUGCAAAUGAGUUUGUGGCUGGCUUUUAUGAUGGGUCUCUUCUUUUAACGUGCCGAAUAAAUUACAAGAUAGGAAAUGAGGCCUAGUAAAUCUCUAGUUUCAUUUUGUUUUUGUUUUAUUACUUUGAUGAUCUUUUUGGCAAAUUUCCAUUUUUAAUUCCUUUUCAUUUGAAUGGGGAGGUUAAAUACUGAUUUGCUGCCUGUAAUUUUUGAUAUUAUUGUUAUGUUUUUUUAUAUUAUCACUGAUCUCCUGUAUCAUUUGGUUUA